Racocetra fulgida is the source of this 678-nucleotide messenger RNA. Lineage: Eukaryota; Fungi; Glomeromycota; Glomeromycetes; Diversisporales; Gigasporaceae. The record is from the annotation of a GenBank genome assembly.
GAAUAUCAUAAAGGAAAAACAACUGAAUAUUCUGGUCCUGAAAUAUUUGGUUUGCAUUUAGAGUUUGUAGAGGAGUGGAUUAAAAAGCAACAUCCUAGAGUAUUACAACUAAUUGAUAAUUUAAGCUUGUCAGCUCAAAGAGAUCGGGCUAAUAAAAUUGCUAAAUUAGAAUAUCAAACUUUUAAAGAAAAAUGCGAAAGUCUUUAUCAUUCAAAUGAUAAUCCUACUUUACAAUCUUUAACAUAUAAAAUAUCAAAUCAAACUUGGAUUAUUGAUUUUAAUUCCAAAAAUAAAGAAAAAAAAGAACAGCAGGCUGAACAAAUGGUUUAUGCACUUGAUCAAGGAAAUAUAUCAAGAGAGUCUUAUCGAUCUUUAGCAGCAAUUUUAUUUGAAUUACCUAGAGAAUAUAUAGUUGCAACUUCUAGAUAUCAAAUUGAUAAUAUAAUGAAACUAGAAGUUCCAAUACAUAUUCUCGAUAUUAAUAAUUUAAGUUUAGAGAAAAAUAAUAUAAAUAAAGAUGACGAAAUACAUAUUGAUGACUCAGAAAUUGUUGAGAAUCUUAUAGAUUCAGUUGGUAAAUGUGGAUAUAGAACUAUUAAACAAAUGUUAUUAUUUUUAAUUCCAGUUUGGAUUUCUAAAAAUAUUUUAACUAAUCAAGAUUCAACAAUUUAUAUUUGA